Messenger RNA from Meira miltonrushii, 879 nucleotides. RefSeq lists its product as uncharacterized. The record is from RefSeq and is a predicted model, not a curated record. The transcript is spliced from 4 exons. NCBI's taxonomy places the organism in Eukaryota, Fungi, Basidiomycota, Exobasidiomycetes, Exobasidiales, Brachybasidiaceae. Bases 1 to 879 code for a protein of 292 amino acids.
AUGUUCUUCUAUCACUUAAAGUCGACCUUACUCGUGUUUACUGCUAUCUUCGUUCUGGCUAUCAAUGGCUUGAAAUUGACAGAUGGUAAGCUAGCCAAACGUACGCAGGUCUUGCCCUAUCCAACGCCGGCUUGUGGAGAGACAGAUCCAAGGUUCCUAUGCUCGAUUCCAUGUGAUUUAGAUCCGAACUGCCAAACCAUUGGUUUCAACGUCAGUGUUUAUUCAUGUGCUUGUCCUGCACAAAUUUGCCCUGAUGGUAACAUUUAUGGUCCGCCAGAUUACAAUGAUAACGGAGGCAAACCUUUGACGGAUGAAGAGCUCGCUAAACAACCUCAUGUUUUAGCUUCAUGCUUCCCGAACGGUUGUGUACCUGCAGAAAUCGCUCCUUAUCACACACAAAUUGCAAACAUAGCGAAAAUGCCAACACUCAAAGCGACUCUUACCUUCUUGACAAUCUGCUUUGCGGCUUUAUUAUUUAUCCUACAAGUUCAAGGUAUCGACCAUUUAGUCAAGCGAUCUAAGAAGCACGCCAAAUCUGAUCAAGAUCCUCAUCCGAGCGAUGGUCCAAUGCUCUUGCCAUUCUUGACGCCACUUUGUGGUUCAACGCCACCAGGCUAUACAUGUUUCAAACAAUGUGACUUGGACGCAAGCUGUCAAGUUUUAGGAUGGAAUGUUACUCAAAUCGGGUGCGAUUGUCCUGCAACUUACUGUAGCGAUGGCAAGAUUUACGGACCUCCGUAUUAUAAUCAAAACAUUUCUGGUCAUCCUCUUACAGACGCUCAAUUGGCCAAACAAUUACACGUCAUCGCUCCAUGCAAUGGUUGUGUUCAAGCUGAGAUUGCUCCUCAUCAUAAACAGAUUGGCUCUUGCGGCAAAUGA